CAUCAAAGAUUACUUGCCUCAGUUUUUGUCUGAUUCUUUGCCUUUACAUGAAGUUCCCAUGGAGUUUAUCGUUUUCCACUAAUUACCCUGCUUCAUCGCUUUGUUUUACUUCAUUUCUAGUCAUAUAUUCAUAUUACCAGAAUGACUCAUCGACAUGUUGAAACCAACCCACAUUUUAUUGAAGAUCCUGAUGGUACAACACCCGAGCAACGCCAUUAUCUACCUGCUUCCUUGCUGCCACGACGCUGUCACAACCGCUGUGCCCCGCUAAGGGGUCCUGAAGAUCAAGACCAACAUCCUCAUCCACUCGGUUCAUCUCUGCCAGAGCCACAUCAUGGAAGCCAACAUCACCACCAUUACAUGUUGGGGUGCCGCCUCCAGUACAAAAUGAGGAUCGACACCCCCAAUUAUGACCACAACCCUCAUCGAUUCAAGGUGAAAUCACCGAAGGUGACCAGCGCCACGGCAGGCAUCCCCAAGAUCAUCAUCCUCACUCUAGUCCUUUUCUCCCAAGGGACCAUCAAACCAGCCCUAUGGCAUGGCCUGCGGCAAUUAUCUGUGUAAUUCUUUUGCUGAUCAUGAUACUGGGAGGCCUAAUCGUUCUCAUAGUCUAUCUCGUCUAUCGACCACAUAGUCCAUUGUUUGAUCUCUAUGGCGUCACCUUGAAUGCAGCCUCUCUCGACUUGGGUUACCUGCUCA
Hibiscus syriacus is the source of this 699-nucleotide messenger RNA. RefSeq lists its product as uncharacterized. The transcript has 2 exons. Bases 142 to 564 code for a protein of 140 amino acids. The record is from RefSeq and is a predicted model, not a curated record. NCBI's taxonomy places the organism in Eukaryota, Viridiplantae, Streptophyta, Magnoliopsida, Malvales, Malvaceae.